Pangasianodon hypophthalmus (striped catfish) is the source of this 990-nucleotide messenger RNA. Its product is annotated as trace amine-associated receptor 13c-like. Bases 1 to 990 code for a protein of 329 amino acids. Gene Ontology annotation, biological process: G protein-coupled receptor signaling pathway. The transcript has a single exon. Gene Ontology annotation, molecular function: trace-amine receptor activity. The record is from RefSeq and is a predicted model, not a curated record. Lineage: Eukaryota; Metazoa; Chordata; Actinopteri; Siluriformes; Pangasiidae. Gene Ontology annotation, cellular component: membrane.
AUGAACCUAACGGAGUUUAACCAGUCUGAUCGCUGUGAACAUUUCUCCUGUCCAGAGAGAUCUGUAUCUCCUGCAGUUUAUAUCUUACUGUACUUGUGUUCAGCUGCUGUGGUUCUUCUAACAGUGUGUGGAAAUCUGCUCAUCAUCAUCUCUGUUUUUCACUUCAAGCAGCUUCACACACCAACCAACAUGCUCGUGCUCUCUCUGGCGGUGUCAGAUUUCCUUGUCGGUGCUUUAGUGAUGCCGUCAAUGUUAAUCUGGACAAUCGAGUCAUGCUGGAUUUUUGGGAGAGGUUUCUGCACCAGUUUUUUAUUGAUUGGUGGUUUCCUCACAAGCUUAUCCAUCUAUAAUAUUGCUCUGAUCUCUGUGGAUCGGUAUUUGGCUCUCUCAAACCCCUUUCUCUACACACACACAAUCUCAAAGUGGACUAUGUGCAUUGUGGUUUUUUCUAACUGGUGUGUGUGCCUGGUGUAUAACAUAGCAUUCUGUUAUCUCAACGGAACUUUAAUGAGUUAUGUAAUGUGUCCUGGAGAGUGUUUUUAUUUUCUGAAAGAUAUUUCAUCUGUAAUUGAUCUUGUAGUAACUUUUCUAUUUCCACUCUCUGUCAUAAUCAUAUUGUAUGCUCGAGUUUUUGUGAUUGCUAAGAAACAUGCCACUGCUAUCAGAGAGCUUAAUAAUCACACACAGCCUAAAACACAGAAAAUCACCUCACACUCAAUGAAAUCUGAGAGAAAAGCAGCUAAAGUACUUGGCAUUUUAGUCUCUGUGUUUCUGAUGUGUUUACUUCCAUAUUUUAUAUACAGUUUGUUAGGUGAUAUUAUUGAACUACAGACAGAAACUUUUCAGAAAGUCUUGCUUGUGUUUUGUCUUAAUUCCACCAUUAAUCCGGUUAUUUAUGCUCUGUUUUACCCGUGGUUCAGGAGGUGCAUUAUAUUAAUUUUAACUCUGCGAAUAUUCCAAACAGACUCUGCAUUAAUAAAUGUUCUUUAA